AUGAGUUUUGUUGAAAGAUAUUUACCGUCCACUGGCCCAAGACUUAUCUUAGCUGCGUCUGUUCCAGUGGCAUUAUCGUCAGGAACAUUGUUUGUUUAUUCUGUGUAUGGAACGCAGCUAGCAGAUCAAUGUGGUUUAGAUUCGUCGCUGGCAGCAAACUUGAAUAUAAGUGCCACUGUGGGCACCUCAAUAGGCGGCUUACUCGGAGGUUAUAUCACAGAUUUGCUUGGAACACAAAUCCCAGUUUUUUGUUCUUUAGUGUUCAUUUCUUUCGGCUACAAGUGGCUCCACAGCCUUUAUAAUCAAGGAGACAAUGCACAGUCAUGGCAGUUGAUUGCUGCAAUGUUUUUCAUUGGCCUUGGUAGCACGUCGAGCUACUUCGCUUCGCUCAAAGCGGUCACCGUGAGCUUUCCGAAGUAUAAAGCCACAGCGCAAAGUAUCACCAUCGCCAGCUUUGCCAUUUCCAGCCUUCUAUAUUCUUUGGUUUAUACCAAGGUAUUCCAUGGCGAUGUUAGUCGCUUUUUAUUUUUUCUUGCAGCCUCUUCAACGGUGAUGCAACUUAUAGGUGUGAUAUACAUCCGCAUUGCUGGUCAUAAAAAUCUGGUUCCAAACCAAGAUUUUUUCGAGGAGGGCCAGCAGCUUUUAGAAGAGUCCGAGUCAGACUCUGCUUUAGAUGUUCCUGACGAAAACAAACACCAAGUUGGAUCACUUAAGCAUUUGAACUUGAGAAGCUCUAUCAUUCACCCGAUUUUCUUGGUCCACUUCUUUUUGAUGGCAAUUUUGCAAGGCUUAGGACAAAUGUACAUUUACUCCGUUGGAUUUAUUGUGAAAGCAAUUUAUUACGGGUUUUUGCAUUCAUCUUCAAACUCCAAUAAUGUUCCUUCUUUGCAUUCUUUGCAAGCACUUCAUGUGUCUCUCAUUGCCAUAUUUUCUUUUCUCGGCCGUCUCACUUCAGGACCGUUGUCAGAUAAUAUGGUUCAUCGAUUCAAAUGCCAGAGACACUGGGUCACCGUAUUGGGGGUGCUUAUCAUGCUUUUAGGUCAUUUUCUUCUCUCAUUUCCAAUCGACACAUGGAGCAGCAAUCUCACGCAUGUCAAUGUAUGUCUCUCUUUGAUAUCGUGCAUUAUCGGCUUUGCUUACGGCUUAUGUUUCACAACGUUCCCAGGUAUCAUGGCUGAUUUGUUUUCGAUGAAGAACUACUCACUCAUCUGGGGAAUUGUGUAUUCAAGUACAGUUCCUGGGUUGACUGUCUUCACGAAGAUUUUUGGUUAUAUCUACGAUCAUAACAGUGUUCUCGUGGGGGAUGACUAUGUUUGUGACAAGGGCUCAUUUUGCUAUCUUGCAACUUUUGAGUUGACAUCGUGCUUGACGGUUAUUGUCUUGGUGGUGCUUUUGGUGUAUAUUUAUUUGAGACGUUCAUAG
Molecule: messenger RNA, 1422 nt
Organism: Clavispora lusitaniae ATCC 42720
Lineage: Eukaryota; Fungi; Ascomycota; Pichiomycetes; Serinales; Metschnikowiaceae
Product: Major Facilitator Superfamily protein
Biological process (GO): transmembrane transport
Cellular component (GO): fungal-type vacuole membrane
Molecular function (GO): transmembrane transporter activity
Source: RefSeq, a predicted model, not a curated record